Molecule: messenger RNA, 1836 nt
Organism: Colletotrichum scovillei
Lineage: Eukaryota; Fungi; Ascomycota; Sordariomycetes; Glomerellales; Glomerellaceae
Product: nucleosome assembly protein
Exons: 5
Coding region: 184-1401 (405 amino acids)
Biological process (GO): nucleosome assembly
Cellular component (GO): chromatin; nucleus
Molecular function (GO): histone binding; chromatin binding
Source: RefSeq, a predicted model, not a curated record
CCCCCCCCACCAAAAUAAAGUCAACUGCGCAUCUACAACUUCCCACGUUCGGCACCGUUCUCUACCCUGCCAACUCCAUCAACCGCAACCUUCCCAGAUCAGCCCGGGACUUCUCUGUCCCACGCCUCUUGUGGUUUCACUCCAUUAUCGAAUACGAACGAUCAAAAGACUCGAACGCACAUAAUGGCUGAGCCCAUCCGUAACAAGCGCCUCGAUCCGGCCACCGCGCCUACGCCGCAAAACACUCCCCUUCAAAAUGCGCCCAUUUCGUCGCAUGCCCAGCAGCCUGGCGUCGCCAGCAUCAAGGAGGAGGAUCUCGAUCGUGCCGCUGCCGCCUCCAUCUUUGCUCAGAACCCCAAGCUCGUCCAGAUGAUCCAAGGAAGACUUGGUUCUCUCGUUGGCCGAUCCUCCGGCUACAUCGAGUCGCUGCCUCCCCAGGUGCGUCGCCGUGUUGCCGGCCUCAAAGGCAUCCAGAAGGAACACUCUAAGCUUGAGGCCGAAUUUCAAGAGGAGGUUCUCCAGCUCGAGAAGAAGUACUUUGCCAAGUUCACUCCUCUUUACGAGAAGCGUGCCAAGGUUGUCAACGGUGCCUCUGAGCCUACAGAGGAGGAGAUCAAGGCUGGCGAGGAGGAUGACGAGGAUGAUGAUGAGGAGGUUGAGGAAGCUGAGAAGGGCGAGAAGGCUGCCGAAUCUACUGAGCCUGUUUCUGGUAUCCCCGAGUUCUGGUUGUCUGCUAUGAAGAACCAGAUUUCUCUCGCCGAGAUGAUUACCGAUCGCGACGAGGCCGCCCUCAAGCACCUGAUCGAUAUCCGCAUGGAAUACCUCGACAAGCCCGGCUUCCGCCUGAUCUUCGAAUUUGCCGACAAUGAGUUCUUCACCAACAAGACCGUCACCAAGACGUACUUUUACCAAAGUGAAAGCGGCUACGGCGGUGACUUCAUUUACGACCAUGCCGAGGGUGACAAGAUUGAGUGGAAGGAGGGCAAAGAUUUGACUGUCAGAGUCGAGAGCAAGAAGCAGAGAAACAAGAACACCAAGCAGACCCGAAUUGUCAAGAAGACGGUGCCCACCGAAUCCUUCUUCAACUUCUUCUCUCCUCCCCAGGCCCCGGCCGACGAGGAUGAUGACGCUGCCUCCGACAUCGAGGAGCGCCUCGAGCUUGAUUACCAACUCGGUGAAGACAUCAAGGAGAAGCUCAUUCCCCGUGCCAUUGACUGGUUCACCGGCGAGGCUCUGGCCUUUGAGGAGCUCGACGAUGAUGACCUGGAGGGUGACUUCGACGAUGAAGACGACGAGGACGAGGAUGAUCUUAGUGAGGACCGUGACGAGGAUGAGGAGUCCGAGGACGACGACGACACCGGCAAGCCCAAGCAGGAGGCGGCUGAAUGCAAGCAGAGCUGAGCGAUGACUGUCGUGUCGGUCGACUGGAUUGCUAGGUUCUUCACGUUCAUGACAGACUUCAUUAGGGGAGUGCGUGAUGGUCAUGCUCUGAUUCUUUCGCGUCAUGAAGGGCGGCGGCGUCACGCAUGGCGCCACGUCAACAAACCCGCUUUGAGGGUUAAGCCAAGCAGAGCAGCAUUGAAUGGAUGAGCUUCUCGCUUGAUAGAUGGUAAUUGACGUUUUGGUCUCAAACAUUCUCAACGAAACGGCCAUCUUACGUUCUGGUCAUGAAUGAUGCUAUACGUCGGUGCUAAAAUGGAUUUGUAGAAAGGGUGUUCACCCGAAUUUUCCUUCAUGUAAAACGGGUACGGGCAUUAACAAUGGAAGCAAUAGACAGGAAAUAAGUCAUAUAAGCAAAUCUUCCUCUUACUUGCAUUUCCAAGGUGGGGUGGGACG